ACUAACAGAUCCCGUUACUUGGAAGUAUCCAACGUUCCGUUACCCGCCGCCAUGAAGCCACCCACUAACCACACUACUAAACAUCAAAAAAGCCUCCAACUUCACAGUACUCGUGAAUUGUGAUCAAAAUACAACUUCAAUCCCACGUCACAGUCUCUCUCUCUCUCUCUCUCUCUCUCACUAUAAAUAUCAUCCCACAAACCACACUUACAACAACACAACUCCCAACCCACCAUUCUUCUUCUUCUUCAUCACUAUUCUCCCAGCUGCUUCAUGGGUGACAACAAUGUCCACCUCCCACCUGGUUUCCGGUUUUAUCCGACCGAUGAAGAACUUGUCGUCCAUUUUCUUCAUCGAAAAGCUGCCCUUUUACCUUGCCAUCCUGAUGUCAUCCCUGAUCUUGAUCUCUAUCCUUAUGAUCCUUGGGAAUUAGAUGGUAAAGCUCUGGCGGAGGGGAACAAGUGGUACUUCUUUAGCCGGAGGACGCAGAACCGGAUUACAGAUAACGGGUACUGGAAGGCUUUGGGUGGUGAUGAACCAGUUAUUACUGGUUCUAGUAAAAUAGUUGGUGUGAAGAAAUAUUAUGUGUUCUACUUGGGAGAACCUCCUGUUGGGGUCAAAACUAAUUGGAUAAUGCAGGAGUAUAGGCUUUCAGAUUCUGGUUCUAGUAGUAGGGCAUCGAAGAAAAGAGGACAUCCAAAAAUAGAUUAUAGUAAAUGGGUAGUUUGUCUAGUGUACGAGCGAGACGACGAUGAUGACAAUAACGACGGAAGUGAACUCUCAUGUUUGGACGAAGUUUUCUUAUCAUUGGAUGAUCUUGAUGAAAUUAGUUUCCCCGAUUAAAAUGAAAUCAAGUGACAUAUACAUAUAUAUAUGUGUGUGUGUGUGUGCGCGCUCGCGCGCGCGCGUGUAAGAUCAAAGUGGGCUGCAGUCACAAAGUUCUAAGAUUCAUGGGUAGGGUUGCACCUAUUCUUCUUCUUCUUCUUGUUGUUACCAAAAUGUUGGUAGCAAAGUUGUAUUAAAACUUUUAAAUGGGCAUGCAUUUUAUGUUUUUCGGAUCUUGAA
Cornus florida is the source of this 1065-nucleotide messenger RNA. Its product is annotated as NAC domain-containing protein 104-like. Gene Ontology annotation, molecular function: DNA binding. Gene Ontology annotation, biological process: system development; regulation of DNA-templated transcription. Lineage: Eukaryota; Viridiplantae; Streptophyta; Magnoliopsida; Cornales; Cornaceae. The record is from RefSeq and is a predicted model, not a curated record. The transcript is spliced from 3 exons. Bases 274 to 843 code for a protein of 189 amino acids.